This is a messenger RNA of Colletotrichum karsti, 726 nucleotides long. RefSeq lists its product as uncharacterized. The coding region runs from base 1 to 726 and encodes 241 amino acids. The record is from RefSeq and is a predicted model, not a curated record. Gene Ontology annotation, cellular component: mitochondrion. Lineage: Eukaryota; Fungi; Ascomycota; Sordariomycetes; Glomerellales; Glomerellaceae. The transcript is spliced from 2 exons. Gene Ontology annotation, molecular function: enoyl-CoA hydratase activity. Gene Ontology annotation, biological process: fatty acid beta-oxidation.
AUGAACUGCCUACCAGUCGAGGCGACGAUUGAGCUGGGCGCGCUGUGGAAAUGGUACGAUGCAGAGCCAGAGUUGAGAUGUGCCGUGUUCACCGGGGCCGGAACGAAGGCCUUCUGCGCGGGGAUGGACUUGAAGCAGAGGCUGGAUAUUAUCAAAACGAACGAUGUGGCUUUUGAGUAUCCCCAAGGGCAGUUCGCGGGCAUGAGCAACCGGACCGGGAGGAAACCGAUUAUUGUCGCGUGCAAUGGACAUGCACAUGGUAGCGGCGGCUUCGAAGCAAUACUAAACGCAGACGUAAUAUUCGCCUCCCCGAACGCGACCUUUCGUUUACCCGAAGUCCUCCGGGGCGUAUCGGCGCUCGCUGGCGCUCUGCCGAGAUGUAUGAUGCUCUUCGGCAAUCACAGGACAAUGGACCUGAUCCUCACCGGUCGGACGAUGUCAGUGGAGGAGGCGCGAGACUGCGGCCUGGUUAAGGAAAUCGUGCCACAAGAGAAGCUCCUCGAGAGAACACUGGAUUACGCCGACGAGAUCGCGGCACUCAGCCCCGACAGUGUAAUCAUAUCGAGACUGGCAGCGAGGGAGGCUUGGGAAACAGGAAUAAGCAGGGCAACGAUGCGCGGACAGGAGUUGUGGGCGGAGGCGAUGCUCAGGAGUAAGAACGCGGCGGAAGGAUUGGCGGCGUAUCGCGACAAGAGGGAUCCGAAAUGGUUUCCCUCGCACCUUUGA